CCGGGCCGAUCUCGGAUUCCCAGGCACACGCAGAGAACUGAGCAACCGCCACUGAUUGCCACCGAAACCACCCAAUCCGCUACACUCUGGGCUUGACUACUUCCGCCUUGAAGCAGGACGUCCGGACCCAAUUCCAAUGACUUCCGGCGGAAGCAGGAAGUUUCAACCUCAGGCCUGUGGUGAGUUCGGCUGGCCGGAUCCCCGGGCAUAGCGCGGUGAGGUGAGCGGUUGGGCCGGAGCGGGCGGAUCCACGGCACCAGAGCCCUUGGAGCCGGCCUCGCCAUGGCGUCGUAUACGUGCAUCACCUGUCGGGUGGCGUUCAAGGACGCGGACAUUCAGCGCGCCCACUACAAGAGCGACUGGCACCGCUACAACCUGAAGCGGAAGGUGGCCGACAUGGCCCCGGUGACCGCGGAGAACUUUCAGGAGCGGGUCUUGGCGCAGCGGGCCGUGGCCGAGGAGGAGAGCAAAGGCACCGCCACCUACUGCACCGUCUGCAGCAAGAAAUUCGCCACCUUCAAUGCGUACGAGAACCACCUCAAGUCCCGCAGGCACUUGGACCUGGAAAAGAAGGCGGUCCAGGCCGUCAACAGGAAAGUCGAGAUGUUGAACGAGAAGAACCUGGAGAAGGGGCUGGCCCCCGACGGCCUGGACAAGGAUGCCAUGAACUCGGCCAUCCAGCAGGCCAUCAAAGCCCAGCCGUCCAUGUCCCCUCGGAAAGUAGCCCCGGUGCCCGGCGUGUCUCGGGGUGGGGUGGAGGCUGCCGGUGGAUCCCAGCCCCAGGACAGGGACCCCGCCGAGAAGGCUCCCCGACUGCAGUGGUUUGAACAGCAGGCAAAGAAGCUAGCCAAGCAGCAGGGAGGGAGUGAGGAGGAAGACGAGGACAUGGAAGGAGAUGACUGGGAAGAUAUUGAUUCAGAUGAAGAGAUGGACUCUGAAGGUGCUGAGGAUCAAGAUGAGGCUGAUGCAGUUAUAGAAAACCCACCUCCUGGGGCCAUUCCUGUAACAGACUGUUUGUUUUGUUCUCAUCACUCGAGCUCACUCAUGAAGAAUGUGGCUCACAUGACAAAAUUUCAUAGCUUUUUCAUCCCUGAUAUAGAAUACCUUUCUGAUCUUAGGGGACUGAUUAAAUAUUUAGGGGAGAAAGUUGGUGUAGGGAAGAUUUGUUUGUGGUGCAAUGAGAAAGGGAAAUCCUUCUACUCUACUGAAGCUGUGCAGGCUCACAUGAAUGACAAAAGCCAUUGUAAACUCUUCACAGAGGGAGAUGCUGCUCUGGAAUUUGCAGACUUCUAUGAUUUUAGGAGUAGCUAUCCAGAUCACAAGGAAGGUGAGGACGCUGAAGUGUCUGAGGAGUUACCUUCAGAAAAGAAUUUAGAAUAUGAUGAUGAAACCAUGGAGCUGAUUCUGCCAUCAGGUGCCAGAGUUGGUCAUCGUUCCUUGAUGAGGUACUACAAACAACGGUUUGGUUUGUCAAGAGCUGUUACAACUGUCAAAAAUCAGAAAGCAGUGGGCAGGGUGCUCCAGCAAUACAGAGCCCUGGGAUGGACUGGGAGCACAGGAGCCACUCUUCUGCGGGAGCGUGACAUGCAGUAUGUUCAGAGGAUGAAAUCAAAAUGGAUGCUAAAGACAGGAAUGAGCAACAAUUCGACAAAACAGAUGCAUUAUAGGGCUCAAGUGAGGUUCUAAGUGACCUUUUGGGAAUGUUAGAGGUAGGGUUCAGUGCAAUCUCAUUGCUUCAGAAGUUCCUGAUUUGUCUUGGAUCUUGAUGUCUGAUAGUGUGAUAAAACCUCCUCAACUGCUAUUGCACUAUUCCCCCCAUCACUUUUAUCUAUCAUAAUUCUGAAAAUCAUUCAGUUUUCAACUGUCAUCUCUGUCAAAUUCUAAAUUUUAAAGGUUUUAUAUGUACAGAAUGAAAUGUACUGGAGUCAUCACUGUGCUCAAUAACAUGUUUUAGUUUGUCAGUUGGGCUUAAGCUUUUAGAUAACUUUAUGUAUCAAAGCAGUAUAUCCAAUGAAAGAAAUGAUUGAGAGACUUUCAAGAUGACUUGUCAAAUCCAAUCUUAGUCUAACUUCUACAACAACAGUUUUUCACAUCAUGGUGUGGCGGAAUUAUCUAUGGACCAUCUAUGGCAGUUUUGAGACUUAAUGAUUUCUAUGAAGAGAAUUGGACUUUUCACCUCUCCAUAAAGUUUGUAUGACUAUCUCUGCUGGUGCUGAGAUAAAACUGCACUGUAUCAAUUCAUUAAACCAGAGCAUCCUCCAGGAGGUAUUUCAAA
This is a messenger RNA of Dromiciops gliroides (monito del monte), 2275 nucleotides long. RefSeq names its product zinc finger protein 622 (gene ZNF622). The transcript is spliced from 6 exons. Gene Ontology annotation, molecular function: zinc ion binding; nucleic acid binding. The record is from RefSeq and is a predicted model, not a curated record. The coding region runs from base 283 to 1686 and encodes 467 amino acids. Lineage: Eukaryota; Metazoa; Chordata; Mammalia; Microbiotheria; Microbiotheriidae. Gene Ontology annotation, biological process: ribosomal large subunit biogenesis. Gene Ontology annotation, cellular component: preribosome, large subunit precursor.